UCAUCUUCGUCCCCUUUCUUCCUCCCGACGUGCACAACGGCCAGCGACGGCCUCGUCCUCUAAACCCUCAUCUCAUUCAGCUCUUGUAACUCCUGCCGUUUAUACGACUCCAGCCAUGGUCUAUCCGCAUGCGACGCCGUACGUUACCCCGCACAUCCUGCACAAACACUACGCCCAAGCGCAUGACAACGAGCAGCUGAACGAUCUGCUCGGCCGUGAACUCGAAUACUUCUCGCAAGCGGGCUUCGACAUGGACAAGAUCACGAUCAAGCGCAACGCGCCCGUCGCGCAGCUGUAUGAGGACGCGAUCCGCAACGAGGGCGCCGUCAUCUCGUCCAGCGGCGCGCUCAUCAACUUUUCCGGGAAGAAGACCGGCAGGAGUCCAAAGGACAAGCGCAUCGUCUUUGAAGAGACGAGCAAGGAUGACAUCUGGUGGGGCUCGGUGAACAUCAAGAUGGAUGAACACACCUUUGAGAUCAACCGCGAACGCGCGAUUGACUACCUGAAUACUCGUGACAAUGUCUACGUCUUCGAUGGCUUCGCAGGGGGGGACCCGCGCUACCGCAUCAAGGUCCGCGUCAUCUGUGCGCGGGCUUACCACGCCCUCUUCAUGCACAACAUGCUCAUCCGGCCGACGGAGGAGGAGCUGGCGAACUUUGGCGAGCCGGACUUUAUCAUCUACAACGCGGGCCAGUUCCCGGCGAACCGGUUCACGCAGGGCAUGUCGUCGACGACGUCCGUUGAGAUCAACUUCAAGCGAAUGGAGAUGGUCAUCCUCGGGACGGAGUACGCCGGUGAGAUGAAGAAGGGCGUCUUCUCGGUCAUGCACUACCUCCAGCCGGUCAAAUUCGGCCAGCUCUCGCUGCACUCGUCCGCCAACGUCGGCAUCGAGAAGGGUGACGUGACGCUGUUCUUCGGUCUCUCCGGCACUGGCAAGACGACGCUGUCCACGGACCCGCGCAGGCAGCUGAUUGGUGACGACGAGCACGUCUGGUCUGAUCGCGGUGUGUUCAACAUCGAGGGCGGGUGCUACGCCAAAUGCAUCAACCUCUCGGCCGAGAAGGAGCCCGAGAUCUUCAACGCCAUCCGUUUCGGCUCCAUCCUCGAGAACGUAGUGUACAACCCCGCGACUCGCGUCCCCGACUACGAUGAUACGAGCAUCACUGAAAACACGCGGUGUGCGUAUCCAAUCGAGUUCAUCCCCGGCGCGAGGAUUCCUUGCAUCGUCGACACGCAGCCCAGCAAUAUUGUCAUGUUAACUUGUGAUGCAUUCGGUGUCUUGCCUCCGGUGAGCAAGUUGUCGCCUGAGCAGGCCAGUUACCACUUCUUAGCUGGUUACACAUCGAAAACGCCGGGCACUGAGGACGGUGUCCUUGAACCCAUCCCGACCUUCUCCACCUGUUACUCGGCACCGUUCAUCGUCUGCCACCCAGGCCGGUACGCCAGCAUGCUCGCCGAGCGCAUGUCCCAGCACAACGUUGACUGCUGGCUCAUCAACACGGGGUGGACCGGCGGCAAGUUCGGGAUGGGCAAGCGCUGCCCGCUCAAGUACACGCGGCGCAUCAUCGACGCGAUCCACUCGGGCGAGCUCGCCAAGGCGGAGUACGAGACGUUCGGCGUGUUCAACCUCCAGAUCCCGACGAGCCUCGAGGGCGUCCCGCGCGAGCUACUGAACCCCGAGAUGGCGUGGCCAAACCGCGAGGCAUUCGAGAAGGAGGUGCGGAAGCUGGCGGGUAUGUUCAGGAAGGCGUUCCAGGUGUACGAGGCGGAUGUGGAGGAGAAGGUUAGGUUAGCGGGGCCGCAAGUGUAAUGUUGUUGUACGACGGUUCUUAUAGGGCGGAUGGUGAGCGGGGUUACGUGGGCGUAGAGUGGACAUUAUGUAUAAGUAUCUCAUGAUCUUUGAUGUAUUAUCAUUUCUUUCUGCUACGAAUCACACAAGCUAAGUGCUUCGUCACC
This is a messenger RNA of Gloeophyllum trabeum ATCC 11539, 1956 nucleotides long. Its product is annotated as phosphoenolpyruvate carboxykinase. Gene Ontology annotation, cellular component: cytosol. NCBI's taxonomy places the organism in Eukaryota, Fungi, Basidiomycota, Agaricomycetes, Gloeophyllales, Gloeophyllaceae. Gene Ontology annotation, molecular function: ATP binding; phosphoenolpyruvate carboxykinase (ATP) activity. Gene Ontology annotation, biological process: gluconeogenesis. The record is from RefSeq and is a predicted model, not a curated record. The transcript is spliced from 7 exons. Bases 116 to 1810 code for a protein of 564 amino acids.